This is a messenger RNA of Xiphophorus couchianus (Monterrey platyfish), 2133 nucleotides long. It is a transcript of the gene ube2m, whose product is annotated as ubiquitin conjugating enzyme E2 M. The coding region runs from base 191 to 748 and encodes 185 amino acids. Lineage: Eukaryota; Metazoa; Chordata; Actinopteri; Cyprinodontiformes; Poeciliidae. The transcript has 6 exons. The record is from RefSeq and is a predicted model, not a curated record.
CCCUGCCCGGCCUCUGCGCAGCUAACAAGCUAAGCUGGCUCGGCGGCUCGCAGCUUCUCUCGGUGUGGUUAGUUAGUUUGAGACGCACCGGCUCCAUCCAUAGUACGGUGCCCCUCACAGAGAUCUGGUGGAACAUUCACGCCCGGCAUAGGGACACCGAGUUCGGACAUCAGCUUACAAACAGGUGAAAAUGAUUAAGCUGUUCUCCCUGAAGCAGCAGAAGAAAGACGAGGAAUCUGCUGGAGGAAACAGAGCCGGAGCCGGGGGGAAGAAAGCCAGUGCGGCCCAGCUCCGAAUACAGAAAGACAUCAAUGAGUUAAACUUGCCAAAGACGUGUGAAAUCAGCUUCCCUGAUGACGACGACCUCCUCAACUUUAGGCUCAUCAUCUCGCCAGACGAGGGUUUUUACAAAGGAGGAAAGUUUGUCUUCAGCUUUAAGGUAGGACAGGGCUACCCCCACGAUCCCCCCAAGGUGAAGUGCGAGACGAUGGUUUAUCACCCCAACAUCGAUCUGGAGGGAAAUGUCUGCCUAAAUAUUUUAAGAGAGGACUGGAAGCCGGUUCUGACAAUAAACUCCAUCAUCUACGGUCUACAGUAUCUAUUUCUAGAGCCGAACCCAGAGGACCCGCUGAACAAGGAGGCAGCGGAGGUUCUGCAGACGAACCGGCGGCUCUUUGAGCAGAACGUCCACCGCUCGCUGCGAGGCGGCUACGUCGGCGCCACCUACUUCGAGAGAUGUCUGAAGUAGCCCCGCCCUGUCCCGCCGUCCUCCAAGCUCCUCCCACUCCCCCUCUCCCACUGUCUGCCUGACCCCUCCUUCCUCCUCGGCUCCUCUUCGGUCGCCAUGGCGACGGGAAGCAGGACGACGCAACACGCUUUCCAGUUUUACCACAGAAGAAGAAGCUGCACCUCCCUCUCCUCCUCUUCCUCACCUGUCCCCUCCUCUUCCUCCUCCUCCAUUUCUGUUUCACUUCAGCCAUGAUACGCCACGGUGGGGGGGGGGCACCAACGACGACACAUCUGAGCGGACUCUACUGAGGAGGAGGAGGAUGAAGGCUGGGUGCUGAGGAUGGACAGAUGUGGGGGGGAGGGGUGAUUGUGAAUGUUGCUCUGGUCAACGUCACAACGCCCAUGAUAAUGAUGCUCACCAGAUUGUUUUCCUGUUUUUAUUUUGCGUGCGUGGCUAAGAUGCCUGACAUCACACAGGUGGUCUGUAGGACACGCCCCUUCCUGUCACCGCCUUCAUUCAUUGGCUACAGAUCAGAGAGAAAGCAGCAAACUCCAAACGGCUUCCUGCUUCCUGCAGAAAGUCUAGCAAAGGGGGCGGGGCUUCUCACUUCCUUCCUGCAGGAAGUCUCUGAUUGGAUGGCUUCUCGGUCUUGAAAGGGGGUGGAGCUUCUCUCUUUGAUCCUACCGAGUCUAACAGAGGGGGCGGAGCUUUGUCCUAAUGUUUUUGCACAAAGUUUAUAAAAGAGGCGGAGCUUUUCAUGCAGGAAGUAUAAAAGAUGGGCGGAGCUUUUUGCUUUCUAUCUGUGGGAAUUUCUUCACUUGUUUUUGUAGAAGAAGUCUCUGAUUGGAUGAUUUUGUCUUCCUAAAGGGGGCGGAGCUUAUUUCUUUGUUCCACAAGAAGUCUAGCAGAGGGGAGGGGCUUCUCACAAGCCUCUGGGUAGAGCUUGGAUUGAGAGGGUGAGGUUUCUCGUUAUUAAACGUGGGCGGAGCUUUGUCCUAACAUUUUUGCACAAAGUUUGAAAAAGGGGCGGAGCUUUCCCGAGUGUUCCUGCAGGAAGUGUACCAGAUGGGUGGAGCUUUUUGCGUUCUUAAAGUAGGCGGGGCUUCUCACUGCACUCUCGCAGGAAGUGUAACAGAGGGGCGGAGCUUCUAAAUCGGAGGGAGCAGAUUCGCCUUAAUUUUUUUCUUAAAUAUUUUAAGUUUUUUUAGCUUAAAGUGGCCACAACGCCCCCUGCUGGGGUGCUGUGGUAGGUCAGGGGUCUGAGUAAAGGGGAGGAGCUAGUUUUAAGGGGAGGGUCUAGGAGGAGUAGCAGGUGGGAGGGGCUAACUCUUGAUGGAGGGAACAUGCCUUAAUGUCUUUGUAGCUGUUGAUUGGCGGGUCGAUCGGCAUGGGCGGGGCUUAUU